Tricharina praecox is the source of this 2869-nucleotide messenger RNA. RefSeq names its product elongation factor 2. Gene Ontology annotation, biological process: translational elongation. The transcript has 5 exons. NCBI's taxonomy places the organism in Eukaryota, Fungi, Ascomycota, Pezizomycetes, Pezizales, Pyronemataceae. Bases 238 to 2766 code for a protein of 842 amino acids. The record is from RefSeq and is a predicted model, not a curated record. Gene Ontology annotation, molecular function: GTPase activity; GTP binding; translation elongation factor activity. Gene Ontology annotation, cellular component: ribonucleoprotein complex; cytosol.
UGCAAGUCCCCCCGGCUGAGACUAGCGUGCUUGGCGUUCGAGCCUUUUAGCCCCUCCUCUUCCCCGCUCAAGAGAACUUCCCUUCACUCUCUCCCACGAUCUCCUCCCUCCCAAUUUGCUUCGCCAUUUCCCAGCGAGCAAUCUCUAGAGUCUCGUGGUCCUCUUCCUUCGAAAGAGCAGAGACAACUUUUCACCUUCAAUUGUUUCCCCAGUAAAAGUUUCAAAACAACCGCAAAGAUGGUCAACUUCACCGUCGCGGAGAUCCGUGAACUCAUGGACCGGACGACAAACGUCCGUAACAUGUCCGUUAUUGCUCACGUCGAUCACGGAAAGUCUACCCUCACCGACUCGCUGGUCCAGCGUGCUGGUAUUAUCUCUGCCGCCAAGGCUGGAGAGGCCCGAUUCACCGACACUCGGCAGGACGAGCAGGACCGGUGUAUCACUAUCAAGUCCACUGCCAUUUCUUUGUACGCCGAGCUCCUCGAGGAGGACGUCAAGGACAUCAAGCAGAAAACCGACGGCAACUCUUUCUUGAUCAACUUGAUCGACUCCCCCGGUCACGUUGAUUUCUCGUCUGAGGUUACCGCUGCCCUCCGUGUCACUGAUGGUGCUCUGGUUGUCGUCGACUGUGUCUCCGGUGUGUGUGUCCAGACCGAGACUGUGCUGCGUCAGGCUCUUGGUGAGCGUAUCAAGCCCGUCUGCAUCAUCAACAAGGUCGACCGUGCCCUGUUGGAGCUCCAGGUUUCCAAGGAGGACUUGUACCAGUCUUUCGCCCGUACCGUCGAGUCCGUGAACGUCAUUAUCGCCACCUACUACGACAAGACCCUCGGUGACGUCCAGGUCUACCCCGACCAGGGCACCAUUGCUUUCGGUUCCGGUCUCCAUGGAUGGGCUUUCACCGUCCGUCAGUUCGCUGGCCGUUACGCCAAGAAGUUUGGUGUUGACAAGGAGAAGAUGAUGGAGCGUCUUUGGGGCGACUCUUUCUUCAACCCCAAGACCAAGAAGUGGACCAAGGUUGAGCAGUACGAGGGCAAGGCUCUCGAGCGUGCCUUCAACCAGUUCAUCUUAGACCCCAUCUUCAGGAUCUUCGCUGCCAUCAUGAACUUCAAGAAGGAUGACACCACCAACCUUCUGGCCAAGUUGGAGAUCGUCCUCAAGGGUGAGGAGAAGGACCUCGAGGGCAAGGCUCUCCUGAAGAUUGUGAUGAAGAAGUUCCUUCCCGCCGCCGAUGCGCUGUUGGAGAUGAUCUGUCUUCACCUUCCUUCCCCCGUCACCGCCCAGAAGUACCGUGCCGAGACUCUGUACGAGGGACCCAUCGAUGACGAGUGUGGUGUCGGUAUCCGCGAUUGUAACCCCAAUGGACCCCUUAUGCUUUACGUCUCCAAGAUGGUGCCCACCUCCGACAAGGGUCGUUUCUACGCUUUCGGACGUGUCUUCUCUGGAACCGUCAAGUCCGGUCUUAAGGUCCGCAUCCAGGGACCCAACUACCUUCCCGGAAAGAAGGAGGACCUUUUCGUCAAGGCCAUCCAGCGUACCAUUCUCAUGAUGGGUCGUUACAUUGAGCCCAUCGAUGAUGUCCCCGCCGGUAACAUUUGUGGUCUGGUCGGUGUUGACCAGUUCUUGUUGAAGUCUGGUACCCUUACCACUUCCGAGACCGCCCACAACCUGAAGGUCAUGAAGUUCUCCGUCUCUCCCGUCGUGCAGGUCGCCGUCGAGGUCAAGAACGCCAACGAUCUCCCCAAGUUGGUCGAGGGUCUUAAGCGUCUGUCCAAGUCCGACCCUUGUGUCUUGACUUUCAUCUCGGAGUCCGGUGAGCACAUCGUCGCCGGUGCCGGUGAGUUGCACUUGGAGAUUUGCUUGAAGGAUCUUGAGGAGGACCACGCCGGCGUUCCUCUCCGUGUCUCACCCCCGGUGGUCUCUUACCGUGAGACCGUUUCCGGUACUUCCAGCAUCACCGCUCUAUCCAAGUCGCCCAACAAGCACAACCGUCUUUACGUCACUGCUCAGCCUCUUGACGAGGAUGUCUCCAAAGACAUUGAGAACGGAAAGAUCUCUCCCCGUGACGAUUUCAAGGCCCGCGCUCGUAUCCUUGCUGACGAGCACGGAUGGGAUGUCACUGAUGCCCGUAAGAUUUGGUGCUUCGGUCCCGACGCCAACGGUGCCAACUUGCUCGUUGACCAGACCAAGGCUGUUCAGUACCUGAACGAAAUCAAGGACUCCGUCGUCUCCGGUUUCCAGUGGGCCACCCGUGAGGGUCCCAUUGCUGAGGAGCCCAUGCGCAGCGUCCGCUUCAACAUCCUCGAUGUUACCCUUCACGCCGAUGCCAUCCACCGUGGAGGUGGACAGAUCAUCCCCACCGCGCGUCGUGUGCUCUACGCCGCCACCCUGCUCGCCGACCCCGCUCUCCUCGAGCCCGUGUACUUGGUCGAGAUCCAGGUCCCCGAGUCCGCCAUGGGAGGUAUCUACGGUGUUCUUACCCGACGAAGAGGUCACGUCUUCUCGGAGGAGCAGCGCCCCGGAACUCCUCUGUUCAACGUCAAGGCUUACCUUCCCGUCAACGAGUCGUUCGGUUUCACCGCCGAUCUCCGUUCCAACACCGGAGGACAAGCUUUCCCCCAGUCGGUCUUCGACCACUGGCAGGUUCUGCCCGGUGGAUCUCCCAUUGACGCCACCACCAAGUCCGGACAGAUUGUGCAGGAGAUGAGGAAGCGAAAGGGUAUCAAGGAGGUCGUGCCCGAUGUCAACAACUACUACGACAAAUUGUAAACGGGUCUACGGGUCGGGUGUUUUGCUUGGUUGGUUUCUUUAGGUCGGGAAAAUACUUUUCUUUUUGCUGGGGUUCUUUAAGGUUGAAUUCAGUUGUUCUUCA